AUGAGACCUGUGGCAUUAAUUUUAGGGUUUAAGACAUUGUGGGUUUUGGCAUUUUCGUCUCUUUCCAACACUCUGGCGGUGAAUAACAGUGGGAGAUGGUGGGGCAUCAUCAACGUGGCCUCGUCCACCAACCUGCUGACGGACUCCAGGAACGUGCAGCUGGUGCUGGACCCCAGCCUGCAGCUGCUGAGCCGCAAGCAGCGCAAGCUGAUCCGCCAGAACCCCGGGAUCCUGCACAGCAUCAGCAGCGGCCUGCAGAGCGCCAUCAAGGAGUGCAAGUGGCAGUUCCGCAACCGCCGCUGGAACUGCCCCACCACCCAGGGGCCCCACAUCUUCGGCAAGAUCGUCAACCGGGGCUGUCGGGAGACGGCGUUCAUCUUCGCCAUCACCAGCGCCGGCGUCACCCACUCCGUGGCCCGGUCCUGCUCCGAGGGCUCCAUCGAGUCCUGCACGUGUGACUAUCGGCGCCGCGGCCCGGGGGGCCCCGACUGGCACUGGGGGGGCUGCAGCGACAACGUCGACUUCGGCCGGGUCUUCGGGCGCGAGUUCGUGGAUUCCAACGAGAAGGGGCGGGACCUGCGCUUCCUGAUGAACCUGCACAACAACGAGGCGGGACGGAUGACGGUCUUCUCGGAGAUGCGGCAGGAGUGCAAGUGCCACGGCAUGUCGGGCUCCUGCACCGUCAAGACCUGCUGGAUGCGGCUCCCCACCUUCCGCACGGUGGGCGACUUCCUCAAGGACCGGUUCGACGGCGCCUCCCGCGUCAUCUACGGCAACAAGGGCAGCAACCGGGCCUCGCGGGUGGAGGGGCCCCACCUGGAGCCCGAGAACCCGGCCCACAAGCCUCCCUCCCCGCACGACCUCGUCUACUUCGAGAAGUCGCCCAACUUCUGCACCUACAGCGGCAAGACGGGGCCGGCGGGCACGGCCGGGCGCUUGUGCAACAGCUCCUCCCCAGCCCUGGGCGGCUGCGAGCUCCUGUGCUGUGGACGGGGCUACCGCACACGGAGCCAGAGGGUCACCGAGCGCUGCAACUGCACCUUCCACUGGUGCUGCCACGUCAGCUGCUUGAACUGCACCAACACACAAGUCUUGCACGAGUGCUUGUGAGCCGGGGCCAGGCGGGAGGAGGGGCACAGAGGCAAAGACCUUCCCUGGGGAGGGAUCAAAAUCAGGGCCCUGCCCCCAUCCCGCCGAGCAAGGGCACCGCACCCGAGCAGCUGCUGCCAGCCGGAUUCUGCAGCCCCGUGACGCCGGAGCCUCUCGGUAGCAGACCCAGCCCCAGAGAACGGCGAGGGCCUGGCAGACGUGGGGGGGGGCAUCUUCUCCAGACCCCUCCAAACUCUUCCAGGCCAGGACCACCUGCAGAGAUCACCACCCACCCAGUGGUGAACCGAGUGCCCUCCCCGCCACCCCGCAGGGUCUUAUCCCUGGGCGCAUGUGGGCGAAAAGGGCUGGAUCAGCAGCCUGGAUCCCUCCCCGCUCCGCGUCCUCUGCCAACGCCCCUUGCGGGAGGUGGGGGUGGGUCUCCCCAGCCCAGCGCUGGCCUCUGUACUGAGCCCCAGCCUGGGACACCCAGCCCCACCUUCACGCUGCUCAGUCACUCCCAGCCCCGGGCAGGAUUCAGGUUAGCGGCCCAGAGACGGUGCCAUCCGAUGUCCCAGCCUCCCCCCGGCUGCAGGGCUGGCCAGGUCAAAGGCAGCUUGGAAAGCGCCCGGCGCCCGCGAUUACCCCUCGGACGUGUGUUUACAACGCUCACCAAAUGCCGCUCGUUUGCUUCUUGGACUCGGAGCAUUGUGCCGGGAACAGGGUAGAAAACGCUGGUCAGUCACCGUUGGCUGGUCUGGCUCGCGCAGUCAGAGCAAGGCUGAGAAUUUGGUACGUAACGUGCACUGAAGAAGUGGUCGGAAUCGCCAGUUUUGUUUUGUAAAUAAAAUAUUUAUUGUGAAUGGUUUUAUAGCCCUUAGCACCCGCCUGGCCUUGCCUUGCCAACCGGUGGGUCUCCUAGACGAUCCCUCUCCUCUGCCUUCGACAAAGAUUUUCUUCCCCUGGCCUUUUGGUUUCUAAUUAAAAUAAGAAGAACAAUGCUUUGUUACGGAUCUCAUUAAUAGCGGGCUAGAGGCAAAUAAAGGAUAUAUUUU
Chelonia mydas (Green sea turtle) is the source of this 2141-nucleotide messenger RNA. It is a transcript of the gene WNT1, whose product is annotated as Wnt family member 1. Gene Ontology annotation, cellular component: extracellular region. The transcript is spliced from 4 exons. Gene Ontology annotation, molecular function: frizzled binding; cytokine activity. Lineage: Eukaryota; Metazoa; Chordata; Testudines; Cheloniidae. The record is from RefSeq and is a predicted model, not a curated record. Bases 1 to 1110 code for a protein of 369 amino acids. Gene Ontology annotation, biological process: multicellular organism development; canonical Wnt signaling pathway; cell fate commitment.